Messenger RNA from Malassezia japonica, 1029 nucleotides. It is a transcript of the gene bem46, whose product is annotated as bem46 protein, variant. Gene Ontology annotation, cellular component: membrane. NCBI's taxonomy places the organism in Eukaryota, Fungi, Basidiomycota, Malasseziomycetes, Malasseziales, Malasseziaceae. Bases 1 to 1029 code for a protein of 342 amino acids. The transcript has 3 exons. The record is from RefSeq and is a predicted model, not a curated record. Gene Ontology annotation, molecular function: palmitoyl-(protein) hydrolase activity.
AUGACCAACUGGGGCUUUGUCUCGCGUGUGGUGCUCGGCACGGUGACGCUCGGCGUUGCGUCUGCCGCCGGGCUGCUGUUUGUGUACCAGCGCGGGCUGAUCUACCCCUCUUCGUUCCCCGAGGGCUCGCGCACGGAGGUCGACACGCCCGAUCGCUACGAUUUGCCGUUCAACGAGUACCGUCUCGCGACGCCGGACGGGGAGAAGCUGCAUGCGUACGUCAUGCUCCAGAAAGGCUCGGACGGUGCGGAUGAGGACGGCGUGGCGAAGCAGCGGCCGACGAUUCUCAUGUUCCACGCGAACGCGGGCAACAUGGUGCGUACAAUGAAACUGACGCAGGGCCACCGCCUGCCGCUUGCGGUCGUCUUUUACCGCCGCAUGGGCUGCAAUGUCGUGAUGCUGUCCUACCGUGGCUACGGUCUGUCGUCCGGCGAGGCGUCCGAGAUGGGCCUGCGCAUCGACGCUCAGACGAUGCUCGACUGGAUGCGCGCGCACCCCACGCUCUCCCGCACCGACAUUAUCGUCUACGGGCAGAGCAUCGGCGGUGCGGUCUCGAUCGACCUCGCGGCGCGCAACCCCAAGAGUGUGCGUGGUGCGAUUCUGGAGAACACGUUCCUGAGCAUCCCCCAGCUCAUCCCGACGCUCCUGCCGCUCCUCGGCCCCUUUUCGUUCCUGUGCCGCGAGCACUGGCCCUCGUUUGAGUCGGUGCAAAAGGUCCCCAAGACCACCCCGGUGCUCUUUCUGAGCGGCGGCAGCGACGAGCUGGUCCCGCCGAGCCACAUGCGCGAGCUCUACGAGCGCUGCCCCAGCACCCGGAAGGAGUUUCACUUGUUCCCUGGCGCGAUGCACAACGACACGUGCCUCGACCCCAAGUACUUUGACAUCAUUGCGGCCUUCCUACUGAAGUACAUCAUCGACCCCAACGAGGUGCAGGAGGCCGAUGAGGUCAAGACCGAGAAGUUCGCACACGCCGUGGAUCCCGAUGAGGACUGGAUCCAGGCCGCGGAAGAGCGCAAGUCGAAUUUGUAG